Molecule: messenger RNA, 3344 nt
Organism: Brienomyrus brachyistius
Lineage: Eukaryota; Metazoa; Chordata; Actinopteri; Osteoglossiformes; Mormyridae
Gene: safb
Product: scaffold attachment factor B
Exons: 20
Coding region: 125-2737 (870 amino acids)
Biological process (GO): regulation of transcription by RNA polymerase II; regulation of mRNA processing
Cellular component (GO): nucleus
Molecular function (GO): sequence-specific DNA binding; RNA binding
Source: RefSeq, a predicted model, not a curated record
ACGAGGCGGCGGUUCCUGUUUGCUUCUCGCUGUGCGUCGCUCAGCGCCAUUUUGUCCCGGGCCUUUUCGCGAGAAGCUGCAGAGUCGGACAUCCAUACGAGCGGAACCGUGCACAUCCCGAACCAUGGCUGAGAGCUCGUCUGCGUCGGACGCGGUGUCGCUUGAGCUCCCAGAGGGGGCAGGGGUGCGCAAAUUGUCGGAAUUACGAGUUAUCGAUUUAAAAGCCGAGCUGAAACGGCGAAACCUAGACGCCAGUGGCAAUAAGAGUAUGCUGUCCGAGAGACUGAAAAAGGCGAUUGAAGAAGAAGGUGGGAAUCCUGAUGAAAUCAUAGUCUUUCUGGAGGCGACGCCCAAGAGGACGCCCAAGAGGGCAGCCAAGGGCAAAAGACAGGAGAACGAUGGCUCUGAAGACUGUACUAUUGAAGAGGAUUCUGGAGAUGGGCAGGAGGACCCAGACAUCAACCUGGACAGCAACUUGGACAGCCUUCAUGAGAUGGACAUCAUGGACAUGAGCGUGUUGGAUGAGACGGGGACCGAUAAUGGCAUCCCGGCCGAGUGCGAGGACUACGAUGCCGACGAGAUCCUCGACUCGCUGUCCAAUGAGGGGAAUGCCGAAGUGGGCCAGGACGAGCACGACAUCAUACACGACGAAGAUUCGGGCUUCCCGGACCCUCUAGCAGAUGUCCAACCCGAGGAGAUGAUGGACCCUGAAUGUGUUGAUUUGGGAGCCGAAGAUGAAGAUUUGAAGUAUUCGGCAAAAGAGGACCUGGAUGUGUUUGAAUCUGAAGACGCGAAAGAUGAAAUAGAAAAUGAGAAAGUAGCCGGGUCUUGUAAAUCUGAGCCGCUUAAGGAAGACCCCCUGGAACAGCUGUCCGAAGAAGAGCCCACCGCCGUCGAGGGCUCUCUGAACGAUGAACCGGAGGAAGACAAUGUGUCCGUCGCCAUUAACGCUGACGAUGCCUUCAAUCUGGAGAGCGAAGCGUCGACUAGCGACAUGGAAAAGGGCGAGUCGAAAGAAAGCGAGGGCAAAUCAAAAGCGGAGGACAAGCACAAUGUUCAGGAGGACGUAAUGGACACGGACAAUGCGUGCACGCAGGCCUCUAGCUUAAGCGAGCAGGGUUCGAACGAAAAAUGCGCUGUCGAGUCAGAAGCGAAGUCAAAAGCGGUGGGUGAGGAAGAUGGCAGGAAGAUGGAAGAGAGUGCUGCGGAAUCCACGGCAGUGAAAGAGUCCUCCUCUCUUGAGGGCGAUGAUCAUAAAAAGAGCACUGAUGAGGAAAAGGCUAGUAAGCCUGAAUCAAAAGAUGAGAAAGCCCCGGCGAGCACCUCUGCCGCCACCAGCAGUGGCCGGAACCUGUGGGUUAGCGGCCUCUCUUCAACCACCAGAGCAACGGACCUCAAGAACUUGUUCAGCAAGUAUGGCAAGGUUGUUGGAGCGAAGGUGGUGACAAAUGCCAGGAGCCCGGGGGCGCGCUGCUAUGGCUUCGUCACUAUGUGCUCCACUGAGGAGGCCACCAAGUGCAUCAGCCAUUUGCACAGGACCGAGCUGCAUGGCCGGAUGAUCUCUGUGGAGAGGGCUAAAAACGAACCUGCUGGAAAGAAGCCAGCUGACAAGGCUGAAGCCAAGAAGUCUGGUGGCGACAGACGCCAUUCGUCGGACUCCAAGCCGGAGAAGUCUGAUGCCAAUAAGGAUGAAAAAUCAGAAGGUUCUGAAGCAGGGAAGGAUGGCAAAGGCCGUGCCGCUGAGAGGACGGUGGUCAUGGAUAAAUCCAAGGGGGAGCCGGUCAUCAGCGUCAAAACCAAGAGCAAGGAGCGAAGCACCAAGAGCCAUGAUCGCCGGUCUUCCAGCAAGGAGAAGAAGGACAUCCUCUCUUUCGACCAGAUCAAGGAGCAGCGUGAGCGCGAGCGCCAGAGGCAGAGGGAGCGCGAGAUCCGCGAGGUGGAGAGGCGGCGGCAUUCUGGGGAGAGAGAACGGGACAGAGACGGCCGCGCCGAGCGGGAGAGGAUCCGCCUCUUCCGGGAGCGGGAGGAGCGGGAGCGGCUCAUGCGCAAGCGCAACUGGCUGGAGGUGGAGAAGCAGCGGCUGGACGCGGACCGCAUGGAGCGGGAGUUCCUGGAGCGGGAGCGCAUGCGCGUGGAGUACGAGCGGCGGCGGGAGCAGGAGCGCAUCCACCGCGAGCGCGAGGAGCUGCGGCGGCAGCAGGAGCAGCUGCGCUUCGAACAGGACCGCCGGCCCCUCAAGCGGCCGUACGACAUGGACCGGAAGGACGACUGGCAGGACAAAAGGCUCGCCAUGGACGAGCGCUACGGACGCUCGGACUUCGGCCGCCCGGACCGCUACCAGGACUUCGACCAUCGAGACCGGGGCCGGUACCAUGACGACAUCCUCAUGGACAGGAGAGAGACGUCGCGGGGCAUGAUGGGAGACAGAGACGGGCACUUUGACCGUAAUGACAGGCAUGGCAGAGACACUCGGGACAGCUGGGGCUACGAUAAGCGGGGCCUCAAUCCCAGGGACGGCCGUGAUUGGGACUCCGGGCGGAAAAUUGAUGGUGACAGAGGAUGGCAAAGUGACCGAGGUAUGCCCGGGCAGAGUCCCAUGGGACGAGGAGGAAUGUCAGGCCGUGGAGGUUACAUGCAGGGAACGGCCUCACAGAGUUUGUCUGGUGCCCUAAACCGACCCAGCCAGAUGAUGCAGGGCAGCGGAAUACAAGGGGGGGCUUUUGGCAGACGUUACUGACUUUGUCUCCUGUCCCCCUGUUCCGAUGUCCGUGUCUUUUGCCUGCGUAAAUAUCGCUUCAUGCUUUGUGAGUUCAAUCUCCCACACUCCCAACUUUGGAAGAAGCCAACGACCAACGUUGUAUCAAACCGUUUGGGUUUUUAAGACGUUUUUUCAUUCCAAAUGUCAUUUGUUUUAAAAGUCAAUGAUUUAUUUUUUUUUUCCUCUUCCUCCCCCCCUUGUCUUUUAAUUGAUCAGCGUUGGAAGUAAGAUCUUGGUGAGGAAUGCUCAGGAACUAUUGACACUGCACAGAGUGACUAACACCAGUGAUCUGUGGAUUUUAAGGACAAAAGAUGAAACAUUUUGAAUAUUUCAAUAAACUUUGAUUGUGACUGUAACAUUUUGUAUAGGACGAAACAACCCCCCUGACACACACACAACCAACGUACCACAUUCGCUGGCUCUCUCAAGCAGUUAGUCUGUCCACAGCAGUGAGGUCUCCUUUAUUCAGCACAGUGUAGUUCCUUUAUCUCACCACACGAUGUCACCCUCAGUGCACGAUCUUGACUUUCGCUGUGAGAUGGACAUUCUCCCUUAAUAAAGCGAUUUCCUCAUGCAGUUGUAGCUA